Carassius carassius (crucian carp) is the source of this 1723-nucleotide messenger RNA. It is a transcript of the gene tcp11l1, whose product is annotated as t-complex 11, testis-specific-like 1. Gene Ontology annotation, biological process: signal transduction. NCBI's taxonomy places the organism in Eukaryota, Metazoa, Chordata, Actinopteri, Cypriniformes, Cyprinidae. The record is from RefSeq and is a predicted model, not a curated record.
AUGCCCAAUUAAUCUGAUGAGUCCUCCUCCAAUGAGAAACAGAGCAAGACUGACAAGGACGGGAUAGAAAACACCAUGGAAACAUCAGAAGAGAUGAUCCGGAAGAGGAUCAGAAGAAAUACUCCAAGUCCUUACAGACUCAGCCCCCAGUCCAGUCCACCCAGGUUUGUGUCAGUGGAAGAGCUAAUGGAGACAGCCAAAGGAGUCACUAAUAUGGCACUGGCUCAUGAGAAAGUAAUGAACAGUGCUUUUCAAGUCAAGCCUUAUGAGCCAGAAGAGGGAAGUUUGGAGAAAUGGGUCAAAGAAAUAAUGCACAAAGCAUUCUGGGAUUGCCUUAAGUCACAGCUGAAUGAGGACCCACCAUCGUACAGCCAUGCUAUCAUACUGGUUGGUGAAAUUAAAGAGGUAAAGAAAAUUUUUUUAUUGACAGGACAGAGCCGACUGAGAGGCCAAAUUAAAGAGGCUCUGGACCUCUUAUUGAUCCAGCAGGAGGCUGAGAACGGAGCUCUAGACAUCAGUAAGGUAGCCCAGUUCAUAAUUGACAAUGGCACCUUUUGCGCACCCUGCCGAGAUGAAGACAUCAAACAUCUGCGUGAAAUCACUGACAUUGUGCCCCUUUUUAAGUCUAUAUUUGCAGUGCUGGACAAAAUGAAGAUCGACAUGGCCAACUUUGCUGUGAGCAGCCUGCGACCUCACCUCUUACAGCAGUCGGUGGAAUAUGAGCAGAAGAAAUUCCAGGAGUUCCCAGAGAAACAACCCAAUGCUUUGGAUUUCACAAAGAAAUGGCUCCAGGACACAGUGGAUUAUGUUACCGGUGGACGAACGGAGGGAAGAGCAACAUGCACACCAAACUCUACUCAACUUCUUCUAACUAUACACAAUCAUGCAUAUUUACGCCUGUUAAAAUGGGACCAUGAUAGGACUCUUCUCAUGGAUCAGGGCAGAUUUCUGGUGGCUUCAGUCCUGCUGGUAGUCUAUAACAGUGCCGGUGAAGCCAUUUCUGGACUCCCAGGCCUCAUGGAAAGACUGAAGAAAACCAUUAAGAUUCUGUUAGCAGAGAUGCACUCUUCGUCCUUUAAAGCAGAUGAAAUUGCUGCGGUUGCAGAGAAAUUGUGUGUGGAGCUCAGAGGAUGCUUGUCUCAGCAUGGCUUUUCCCCAUUUCCUUCUGACAGAGAGAACACAUUGAAAGGCCAAAUUGUAGCUGUGAAGUCUGUGGACAACCCCAUACACAAGGUCAUUGACUCCCGAAUCCAGACGUACCUUCUUGGCUUCCUGGAGUCAAGCAUCCACCGGUGCGCCCAAGCUCUCCCUGGAGGUCUGACACCCAUCAGCAAAGACUUAGAGGAGAUUGCUGUUAAGCUGGAACGUUUGGUGACCUUCAACAAGCUAGUUUACUCUCCGUGCUACCACAAGAUCCUCCAACAUAUUCUGAAAUAAAGGCGAAAGUUUAGACGUGCAAAUAAAACCUGAAAUACUUACCACUAGUGUUCCUGGCUUUCACAUUCUGUAGCUAUGAGCAAAUUAAAGUGUCUGUAAAGUAGCUGAAGCUCACAUGCUACCACUAACUGUUAUUUAAUGGUUAAGAAUCCUCACCUUUUCUCAUUGCGUUCUAUAUCAGGAAAUAUUUAUGAAUGUAUCGAGACAUUUUAAUUGCCUAAAGCUUGGAUUACUUUAGGCAAUAACUGAUAACUGUUAGAAUAGCUUACUGAGGAGAACCUCGCGA